Prorocentrum cordatum is the source of this 669-nucleotide messenger RNA. Lineage: Eukaryota; Dinophyceae; Prorocentrales; Prorocentraceae. The record is from the annotation of a GenBank genome assembly.
CUGCCGAAGAAGACCAACCCUAACAGCAAAACAGCAAAGAAGAAGAAGAAAGCAGCGCUACCAGUCCUGGACGAAUCAGACAUCCCCUCCGAUGACGUACCCGCCGAGACCGACACGAAGAGAUGGGAAGCCCUUGGGCCAGACGGGUGGAAGCGAAACCAGACUGGAGCGAUAGAAGACGUUGAGACCAGUGAAUCAGUCCCAAGACAAGUCGCACAACUGGACAUCGAGGACAUAGACCCCUUCGACGACCUGGAUGCGAACCUUAUCAGCUCGGACAGCGACAUGCUCAUCCCAGAGGAUGUCGAAGGGACUUGGGACACACCAGUGGCCAUGGAUACUACACAUAAGGCGGCGAAUGAGACCAUGAACGACCCAAAUGCAGCCACGACCAACUCGUCGGACCUGUCGAAGGAAACCCAAGGGACUACCUCACAGACGAUAGAGCAGCGGAUCGCGGACAAAGCAGCAGGGGUGGACACCACAAUCAUGGACGACACUUGGGAAGUGGCAGCACAACUACAAGCCUUGGAGUCAACUGACACGGCCCCCGAGUACAUAAAGCAGAGUGCAGCAUACAAGACCGACCCGAACGGAGCCGAACGACUAGGACGGCAAUAUCAACAGUUCAUCGGCACUCUGGAGAAAUUCUAUUGCAUGGCUUACAAA